AUGAAGGUGCUGUCGCAGAAGCAGCAUUUGCUCGAGAUGAUCAAGAUAAAGUUCUUCAAUUCCGAGACAGGGGAAUACGACUUGCAGGGGAAGUUUCUGACGCUCAUUCAGCUUGAAGAUCAGCUGCUUCAGUUCUUUUCGGAAUAUGACACAUUUGUGGUCGAGGAACUACGAGAAGUUCUGGGAGUUGUAUCUCAAAUGAUCAUCGGUUCCCCUUACGAACGACGUUUUGGAAAGAUGUGCCUUGAUUUGCAGAAGCGUCUCCGCUAG
This is a messenger RNA of Seminavis robusta, 270 nucleotides long. Lineage: Eukaryota; Bacillariophyta; Bacillariophyceae; Naviculales; Naviculaceae. The record is from the annotation of a GenBank genome assembly.